This is a messenger RNA of Penicillium diatomitis, 1224 nucleotides long. Its product is annotated as FAD-dependent oxidoreductase. The transcript has a single exon. The coding region runs from base 1 to 1224 and encodes 407 amino acids. The record is from RefSeq and is a predicted model, not a curated record. Lineage: Eukaryota; Fungi; Ascomycota; Eurotiomycetes; Eurotiales; Aspergillaceae. Gene Ontology annotation, molecular function: monooxygenase activity; FAD binding.
AUGUCACAAGACUCAUGGCGUCCCAGAAAACGUGUGGCCAUUGUUGGAGGAGGGCCUGGUGCAAUCUCCACCGGCAUCGCCUUUCUGAAGCGAGGUUUUGAUGUCCGCAUCUUUGAGCGGCAGUCAUCUUGCAAAGCGAUAGGCGGCGCGGUGUUGCUAUCCACCCCAGUGCUGGCCAUCCUCCGUAACUAUGGCAUCAGCGCCGAGCACUUUGGCUCCUUCACCGUAACCUACUUCAAGAACGAGGUAGGCAUGGCGCGAGUAGAGCUACCCUUCAAUCCGGAGAUUGAACGGAAAAUGGGAAUCAAAGGAUGGCACUAUGGUGUCCUGCGCUCUUCGAUUUUCAAGAAGAUGCUGGAGCUCGUACCUGAGCAUGUCAUCUUCCCGGGUCAUGAAUUCACUCACUAUGUCGAGAAAGAGAAUGAAGUCGAGUUGCAUUUCCAAAAUGGGCAGCACGUCACCGCCGAUAUUGUCGUCGGUGCCGACGGGAUUCGCUCUCAAGUCUCCCGACAAGCAUUUGGAGAUCCACAGCUCUUCCAUUGCGGAAUCCGCCUUUGGCUCGCUUGGUGCGACUACAUUCCCGGAAUCCCGCCAAAUACGGGCUUUAUCUCGCACGACCGACUCAACCAGGCGAGUUUCUUCCCCAUGACGCACGACGGCAAGCCAGGGUUCGAGUGGUGGGUGGUUGAGCCCUCCUAUGAGGGAAAGCCCAUCCCCAAAGACGUCAAAGCCCAUGUCGCGGGUAUUCUGAAGAACUGGGCAGAGCCAAUGCCUCGGUUCUUGGAAGCCACCGACUUUGACACCCAGGUCUACCGAUGGGAAAUUUACAAUCGACCUUCCUUGAAGAAAUGGUCGUCGGGACGAAUUGUCUGUGUGGGCGAUGCAGUGCAUCCCGUCUCGCCCUAUGCAGCGUAUGGAAUGGGCAUGGCAAUCGAGGACGGAUACUUUUUGGCCAGAGCUCUGGAUGGAGUCGACCUUCGUGACAAGCAUGCCGUUUCUGCGGGAUUCGAGCUAUAUGAGCAGGAACGAGUCGACUAUGUGAAUCACAACAUGGAGUUUGCGCGUCAUCUUGGCCGGUUGUUCCACAGUGUGCCUCGACCACUCGCCAACGUUCGGGAUUGGAUCUUUGACAACACCCCGCUGCUAAGCUACUUUAUGAAGAAUGGGUAUCUCAAAAACUCCGAAGAGGAGACGCUGCGACUGAAGGAGCUACACGUUUGCUGA